GCGGGCCCGGGCCUUGCGCAGCCGCUCUGGGCGGCUCGGGCCGCUAUCGCCGCCGCUGCUCGCCGGCUCCAGUUCCGUGUCGGCGCUUCUUGUCCAGCAGGGCCGUGCUUGGGGCUCUCCGGUCACGCCUGUACCUGUGAGGCUUCUGCCCGCUUCCCCUCGCCCUUCGGCGGCCUCGAGGCGGGAGCGCCCUCGCUGCGCCCGGCAGCGGCUGUGCCAGUGCGGCCCGGCACGGGGCAGCCCCGCCGCGCUCUUGACUUUCCCCGCGUUUCCCCUCCCUCCUCCGCCGAGCUCUGGCUGCUCUCGGGCUGCUGCGGCGAUGUUUCCCCUCAGGAGGUGGUGAGGGGGGGCCGCGGGGUGCUCCGGCCCGCUCCGCUCUCCGGCUCGCACCGUGCCCGCCGUCACUCGGUGCGCUUCGCUGCCGGGGCAGUGUUUUUGGAAAUAACGCCAUUCUGGGCUUGACAAACCAUGAGGGAAGAGUAAGGGAAGCCUGAAGCAGCCACAGACUGUUUGCUCCUGGACUUUGUCCAAAAGGACUGUUUGCACAUCAGUGCUCUCUCUUACCAGUGGGACCAUGGAAGGAAAGGAGAUGUCACCGGGCCACGAGACCUCAGAGAGCAGCAUGUCAGACCUCCCCUCUGUUUGUGACCUAGCAGAGCACUUCCUGCCUCCACACAGCCCUGAAAACAGCCAGGAGCUUUAUCCUUCUGGGAACGUUUCUCCCUCUCCACCCACAGGAGGGAGCAAUCCAUCAUCUGCAGCUCCUGCAGGCUCUUCUGCUGAAGGCUCUGAGGCAGCAAACGUGAACUGUUACCCAAAAUCAGGGCUGUGUGAGCCCUCUGAACCUCAUGAUUCUCUGCUCUCGUGGAUGUGUGAACGUGAUGGUGCAGAAGAUCCCAGCGUCAGGGACUCUCUGGAUGCCUUCUACAAAAUGUAUUGCAGAAAGCAGCCAGAGAGGGAGGACCCGGCCUACGAGGCAGCCUCACGGUGUCUGUCACAGAAGAUUGCAGAGCUGGGACAAAAGGAUGGGACAAAAUACGUGUCACGUUGCCUGCAAAUGGCACAGUUGGUCUUGAACAGAGAUGGAUGUAAGAUCUUUCCAAACCACCCCCCUUCUGCUUGCUUUUCAAAGGCAGCUGAAGGAGAAGUCUUGUUGGAAAACAGGAGGAGGACACCUGGACUCUCAGAUGACGUCCUGCAGUUUCUCUUGAAACAAACACGGGAGGAACGGAGCCCUGAUGGGUCACAGGAGAAGUGAGCAAGACACUGG
Messenger RNA from Prinia subflava (tawny-flanked prinia), 1270 nucleotides. It is a transcript of the gene SHLD1, whose product is annotated as shieldin complex subunit 1. The record is from RefSeq and is a predicted model, not a curated record. The coding region runs from base 575 to 1258 and encodes 227 amino acids. The transcript has 4 exons. NCBI's taxonomy places the organism in Eukaryota, Metazoa, Chordata, Aves, Passeriformes, Cisticolidae. Gene Ontology annotation, biological process: regulation of double-strand break repair via nonhomologous end joining.